UUUAACGGAGACUUUGCCUUCGCUAUCGCUCACUGCCAAAUCCGACUCGAGUCAUGAGUACGGACCACUUGAGCAAACGGACUGCGACCCCGUCAGCCAGAAUCCUCGAGCGAGUUCGUGAGGAUGCGACUGACUUGGCAUUGUUAGUCACAGUCACCUCACACGACUGGAAGCUGCUGAGUGACAAGAACGGCACGCAACUAUAUGAGAUGACGGGCGAAUCCCUUUCAAACAAAGUUAGCACUGUCGGUACCUUUGGCAAGGGUGGGGGUGGCCAUCCGUCCGAGUUCUAUCUCGUUCGAGCCGCGACCACGAUCCGGGCCGACGUCAACACCAUGCUAGACGUACUACGAACCAGCACGUCCGAGGAUUUCCGAGAUGUCAUGAAGAAAAUCUUUGACAAACAGUUCGAAAGUGGUGCUAUCGUGGACUCUCUAAGCUGUACGACGCCACCCCCGUACACACCGAGUCUGGACAGUAACGGGAUGCAAAAAGGAUGGCAAAUAUUUAGUGAGGACGAUGGAUACAGCACGAAUUGGGUCACUCUGAGAGCCUUCAACAAGCUAGGAGGUCUAGACGGCCACCGAGACUUCACUAUGGUCUGCUAUCAGGACGUGUUUGAGCGUGCAUAUAUUAGCGAUAAACUAACUCGAGUUGGACGCAGCUUAGCGCGAGAUCCUCAGAGACCUCAACCGGUGACAGGGUCUAGACUUAUUGGCGUACACACCUUUUCCAGUAUGAAUUUCAGGGACAUUCCGGAGUUGCCCAAGUCUUCCAAGACCGACCGUCUUCAUUUCCGGAAUUCGGGUGUAAUUGUCGAGGAAUUAACGGAAGAAGACUCGAAUGGACCUGUGGUUCGCGUGAGUUUGCUGCUCUCGUUGAUGCCGACGAAACUUGUACUGAAAGAGGUCUCCCAGAGCCCUCGCAUGCGUGUGGCGCUAGCUGCGGGGCAUGAAGUGGCCAAGAAAUACCGCAAAUGGAUACAGACACUGGCACUGGGCGUGAGUCACUUCGCAGAGACAGCAAAACCUGUUGUUACCAUGCAACAUCUUAGCAAGAUGACGUGGAUUGAAAGCGAUCACUGCUUCUUGUGCCUCAAGAUGUUCCGCACAUACCGAAGGCGACACCAUUGCCGCUUCUGCGGUGAAGCAGUGUGCGGUUCGUGCUCGAGUUUUGUCAACUUGGCCUCGUUCGACAUCGACUAUGAUGAUAGCGCUGACAGUGUUAUUGUGGGUCAUCGCAAAUUGGAUCUACGCAUGGCCAGUGGUGGUAGUGGAAGAAAUCUACGCGAGAAUGCAUCUCCUAACGACUCUAAAGCGGAUACGGAGGAGGUAACGGAGACUCGUGGUUGUAACACGUGUGUGUCCGAGCUGCAGAUGAACCUGACGGUGUUAAACCAUACUCGUAGCAAGCAGGAUCCAAGUAGCACUCUCUCACAACUUGUAAAUGCUCGCCUGAAAGACCAGCAUACAAACAACCAAAGCUACAAAGGUAUUCACGACCCACCGCCACCGUAUCCAGGACAAAGCAGCCAUAGCGAACGGGAUCAGGUGAUGCCUAUGCGUGCUGGAGGCUACCUCCAGUUCCAGCAACAGAAGAUCAGCUUCUCCACCAUCAGCAGCAGUUCGUACGCAGGUUUGUCACCUGACGAAUGUGGAAAACUCGGUAUCUACUCAUCUACCGGUUUGACUGAGUCCAUGGGCAAAGCGCCAGCCACUUCGACUGCUAUAUCCUUUAACCCCACGCCACGCAGCUACUCGGCGGACUCUUCACUUAGCGCUUUUCUAGCUCGCGACCCGGACAUUCUGUCUCUCAAUGGAUUGACACUAUCCCCUGGAAGUUCAGUGGCGUCCAGCAUGAUUCCCGUUAUGGGCGACGAGGAUCACUUAAACUUCAUCUCCAAGCACAACCGAGAGAGUUACGCCACUACUGCCGCUACCAACGAAGGCAGUAACCACAGUCAGUUCAACUACUCGAACAUGACUCAACAGGAGGUGCAAACCACCGAACGACUCAUUCGCGAGGCCAAUGCACGAGAAAACCAGCGUAUGAACGGCCGACCGCCGCUGAAUGGGCGGCCACAGUAUCAGCAAGACUGCGAGCAAAGCCCUGUGGGGUUCAAAAACAAGGUCUAUCAUAUGCCUCGUACAGCACAAGGUUUGUCCCCAUCGCACUCACUGAAGUCGUCGUACUCAUCGGGCAGCGCACAUAGUGACUUGAUUCAAUUGAACUCUGUCACGAAUGACUCAGCAGAGUCGACCAAAGUGGAUUUCGUCGUGUUCGACAACAAUCAGCAGGCAGAGGUUGCCAAGAACGCAGAGAACUCCAACGACAUGAUUCCGCUACGGUUUUGAAACAGAGCUAGAGCUUUAGGUGUUUGUUAGUGCGUGAUAAAUGACGGAUAAAGAACGAAUGUUCGAGUUGUUCGAGUUGCAAGUACAAAAAGAUAGCAGG
Messenger RNA from Phytophthora nicotianae INRA-310, 2454 nucleotides. RefSeq lists its product as hypothetical. The record is from RefSeq and is a predicted model, not a curated record. The transcript has a single exon. NCBI's taxonomy places the organism in Eukaryota, Oomycota, Peronosporomycetes, Peronosporales, Peronosporaceae. Gene Ontology annotation, molecular function: metal ion binding. The coding region runs from base 54 to 2354 and encodes 766 amino acids.